Galleria mellonella (greater wax moth) is the source of this 2692-nucleotide messenger RNA. RefSeq lists its product as uncharacterized. Gene Ontology annotation, biological process: cell surface receptor signaling pathway; adenylate cyclase-modulating G protein-coupled receptor signaling pathway. Gene Ontology annotation, cellular component: plasma membrane. The coding region runs from base 253 to 2658 and encodes 801 amino acids. Gene Ontology annotation, molecular function: peptide hormone binding; G protein-coupled peptide receptor activity. The transcript is spliced from 10 exons. The record is from RefSeq and is a predicted model, not a curated record. NCBI's taxonomy places the organism in Eukaryota, Metazoa, Arthropoda, Insecta, Lepidoptera, Pyralidae.
ACAAACAUACGUCUCUUUGACGCGUUAGUACGGACGUGUCAUCAAAAGAAAACAGCUACAAGAGACAAUCAACAAAGCUGUUGUGUUUUCAAUUUGUUGAGAAAUGUUCGAUGUUGUUCUAUAUUCAAACUUAAAUUAAUAGUGACACUGGUUAUAUGCAUAUUAUUCCCGAUUUCUGUGAAAUAUUUUGUGGCAAUGGUUUCCUUUCAUGAUAUUACAUGAGUGUCUUUACAGUGUAUUACAUAUCUGAAUAUGUAUAGACUUGAUAGCUUAUUUACUCUGAUCUGUUUCUGUGGGAUUGUUGGACAAAGCCUUUGUCAGACUGAUUAUUGUUCUUCUCAUGGACUUAAUGUUGUCCGAGGGGAAGCAUUGGACGUAUGGCUUCCCCGUAACGCCAGGGUUGCUAUUAGCACCAAUCAGCUGAAUUGCAGCAAGCCCGACUUUUAUAUUUGUGAAGAACCACCAGAUUUAGUACCACUUGAUGAUGCAAGAGUCUGUAACUACCGUAAUGGUAACUACCACGAGCAAAUCUUCCACUGGGUCGCUGGUUGUGGGUGUCUGCUCUUCACUCCAGAUUUUCUGUUUGUUGGUGGUGCUAAUUCAAUUAAUAUGAGUGCUAGUUGUUUAUACGAGCGUCGGUUAGCGCCUUGCAUUGAAAUUGCAAAAAAAGAUGGCACAUGUGGUUGUUAUCCUUUUGACCCUGGUUUAGAUGAGGUUGUAAAAGCUGUGCAGGAUGCUCUUAUUCCUACGGCCCACGAACGUUGGCAGAGAUGCUUUUAUGCAGCCAAGGAUUGCUGUGACCAAUAUCUGAUGGAAGAUACUCUUUCAAACGGUGAGACCCGAUGUGGGACAACUUUCGAUGGCUGGACAUGUUGGCGGGGCGCCCCAGCUGACACCAUCGCUUAUGAAGUGUGUUCCGAGUUUGCGUACUCUAAUUCGGGGCCAACUUGUUCUCAUUACAGUAGCAAACCAUGUUAUGCAAAUGGGACGUGGGAACAACAAACGGAUUACAGUACAUGCAGUGUCUCCCCGCGUCUUAUCCGCCGAUAUCACUUCCACAUCGGUGUGUUAUCAUUCUCUAUCAUCUCUUGCCUGCCUGCUGUGUUCAUAUUCUUUUUCUACAAGCGGCUAAGGAUAACGAGGGUGAUACUGCACAGAAACUUGCUCGUUGCAAUCAUUAUUAGAAAUGUUCUGGUCAUCAUUAGCAGAAGUGUGAUAUACAUAGAUGAACUCUCCAACUCGGAAGAUACAGUAUUGUCAAAUCACGGUGUAGGAUGUCGCAUGCUUAGCGUAGCCGAGCGCGUCGCAGCCAAUGCCGUAUUCGUCUGCAUGCUCACAGAAGGAAUUUACCUCCAUCGGCUAAUCGUUGCUGUCUUCAAAAAUAAUAUAAAAAUCAACUGGUUAUAUGGUUUUGGUGCUGUGAUUGCCAUUGUCCCCGUGGUGGCUUGGGCGAUAGUAAUGAGUAAAUACAACGACCACUCUUGCUGGGUAAUAUACACAGUCAGUAACAUUCAAUGGAUUCUAGACACACCCAGGGUCGCUAUUUUAUUGAUCAACACCAUUUUGUUCGCCGAUGUAAUGAGGGUUUUAUUGACGAAAGUAAGGAACAGCGAGAAUGCGAAUCAACUGAAUACUGCCAAAGCCUCUCUAUUUCUGAUGCCAAUUUUUGGAAUCCAGUUUUUGCUAACGGCAUUCAGGCCUACUACCAGCAACUGUACUGGCGAGCAAGUCUAUUAUUACAUCGCUUAUUCAGUUGAAGGACUCCAAGGUUUUAUUGUAGCUAUGCUAUACUGUUAUGUCAAUAAGGAGGUACGCAUGUUGGUAAAAGCAACUUAUAGAAAAACAGAAUCUGCAAUAAGAUCUCGAGUUAGAGGCGAUUCCAUAUACCCGCGAAUGAGCAACAUAAAUUCCGACAGAAGGUUCACCUACAGUACGGGCUUACCAUCGCAACAAAUAGAUGAUUUAAAAAAUGAUUAUGCCACUGUUAACCCAAAAUUGCAUGUCGCUGAAAUAAUAUCAAUUGACACAACUGAAAAAUUAGCUGAUAUACUCGAACCAGUUUACGAAACGAUUGGAAACGAUACAACUAAUGAGGAUUAUUCUUUUGUAAGAUCUAAUAAAGAGAAUAUCUCUGGAUGUAACUCGAAGAUAGACAUGAAAGCUGACGAUUAUUAUGGCUUUACAAAUGCAUCAAGUAUAUCUAUAGAAUGCCCCGAUUGGAUUCGAGAUGCCUCAUCACCAAAAAGCAGUGUUUACAAAAAUUCACAAAAUGAUUAUGAAACAAAGUUCUCAGAUAAAAGAAAUUCUAAACAUAUGAACGUACAAGAGAUGGAAUUAAGAAAGAGAAAUCCAGUCCAUGAUAAUUCAAUGGAGAUUACUUUAGAGAAUGAUCCUUCUCUAAUAAGGUUUGAAAAUAAAGACACAAAUAAUGGUGCACAAAAAGAAAUUGAUAGUAGUGUUAACAAAGAUAAAAACAAACACAAUGAAGUUCAGAAUAGUAUCGUGGAAGAUAACGCAUCUGGUUCAAAGGUACCUGACAAUAUGCUUGAUGAAAUAAUGCAUUACAUGGGUAAUAAUGAUAGCAAUAGCCCGAAAUUAAACCCAGAUCUUUUUUCCCCAAAUAGAAAAGAAGAAGAUAAAAUAAUAUUUGUUGAUUAGGUUAUUAAUUAGUGAAUAAAAUUUUUAGUUUUUU